Messenger RNA from Anthonomus grandis grandis, 1225 nucleotides. RefSeq lists its product as uncharacterized. The coding region runs from base 239 to 661 and encodes 140 amino acids. Gene Ontology annotation, cellular component: shelterin complex. Lineage: Eukaryota; Metazoa; Arthropoda; Insecta; Coleoptera; Curculionidae. The record is from RefSeq and is a predicted model, not a curated record. Gene Ontology annotation, molecular function: telomeric repeat DNA binding. The transcript has 3 exons. Gene Ontology annotation, biological process: telomere maintenance via telomere lengthening; regulation of DNA-templated transcription.
GUUAUUCUACUUCUAAUUAUAAAAAAACAUGAUUCAAAUUGAACAUAAUAUGAUUCACAGCUUAUCCGAAACAUUCUAUUGACAGGCUGUCACACAAAUGACGUCAUUGGUUUCAGAAUGACCUUGAGAACACAAAAACGGAUUUCGUUAUUUCAAAUUUUACAUUUGUUUUGAUGCUUUUUUGAUCAUUUAAAAAUAUUUUCUUUAUUUAUUAAUCUAAAUCCAACUUUUUUUAAUUAUGCCUGUACCGUUUCAAAUAGCAGAUGAUAAAAAAAUCUUAAAAUAUAUCAUAGAUAAAAAGUUCGAAUGUGAAGUAGGUGGUAAUGUAAUUUGGCAAAAAAUGGCACAGGAGGAAGUGUGCCCUAAUCGUUCCUGGCAGAGUCUCAAGAACCGAUUUAAGCGCUAUAUAAAGUGUGACAUUGGAAGGCCAGAAUUUGGAUUAACAAUUAAAGAAAUUCAACAUUUAAAACAGAUAUGGGGACUCAAUAAUAACACUCCUCGAGGAGGUUGGUGUGGUAAACCUCUAGAGAUCAAUGUCACAAAAAGCAGCACUACUCAGCCCAAAAAUCAAUGUGAUCAUUUAAUAUCGGAUAGUUCAGAAGAUGAAGGCCUAAAUGAGGAGUUAAGCAAACCAUAUCUGAAUUUACUAAAGCUGUCCUAAUUUUUGGCUGUAUUGAAUGUGACUAAAGAAUAUCUUGUUUUGUUCAAAAGUUUAUCAUAGGGAGAACUUUUUUUUAAAUUUUGCUCUAAUUAUAUUUUUAUUAUGUAUCUGUAUUAGAUAAACUUUCAUUGCAAUUUCCCUCUUAUGAUGCACUAUUUCCCCGUGAAAAUAUAAGAAAGCCUUAUGCCAUUUUAACUAAUACUCGUCAACAAAUAAAUGAUUAUUUGGCCAAUUUGUAGCAGUUAAAGAACACCUAAUCUGUGAUGUUUUCUAAAUAUUUGAAAUUGCCAAUCUUGAUAAGCAUUUUCAAAUCAAAGUUUUAUAACAUAAAAUGUUUUAACAAAGUAUCUUAGCAUGUUACACAUAAAUAAGAUUUAAAAGUCACCUAUGAAUACCACAGCUAAGGUCAAUGAAGAGUGUACAAUGAGGAAAAUGUUAAAAAAUACUAUUUCUUUCUCCUUUAGAAGAUAAAUAAUUAUAUUUUUCUUAAAAUGGUUUUAUUAUAUUAUCGUUUAUUAUUAGUUUAUGCUAUGUGAUAUUUUCUUAUUAUAUGAAUUGCUUUAA